GACUGCACUUGAGCACCAUGUUUCGUUGUCUCAGAUGGGCCACUUCCUGUACGCUGCGCGAGGUUUCGACCUGCUGGAGAAGAUGGACGCUAACCCGGAAUACUGGGAGGGCAAGAGGGGAGCCUGCGUGGGCACCUUCCAGAAGGUGAUUGCCGGGAGGGACGAGCCGGAUUGUCUGCGGGAGAUCGUGGAGAUGCUCAAGACCGAGAGUCACUCCCAGGCCGAGUCCAUCAGCAAGGUGAUACAUGGCUGGUGCAAAGAGAAGAAGAUAGCGCUUUCUUGACUGCCCGGCACGCUUGUACUACGUAAGCAAAGAAUAAACUCUU
Messenger RNA from Dermacentor andersoni, 326 nucleotides. Lineage: Eukaryota; Metazoa; Arthropoda; Arachnida; Ixodida; Ixodidae. The record is from RefSeq and is a predicted model, not a curated record.